This is a messenger RNA of Pelmatolapia mariae (spotted tilapia), 2197 nucleotides long. RefSeq names its product translocator protein (gene tspo). The record is from RefSeq and is a predicted model, not a curated record. The coding region runs from base 351 to 836 and encodes 161 amino acids. The transcript has 4 exons. NCBI's taxonomy places the organism in Eukaryota, Metazoa, Chordata, Actinopteri, Cichliformes, Cichlidae. Gene Ontology annotation, cellular component: mitochondrial outer membrane.
ACGUUUUUCGCGUUUUUUUUUUAACAUUUGUGUCACCGAGGCCUUAUGCAAUACAUUUAUUUAGCUAACAACCGGUUUUUCGACCGUUAAGUAACUCCUGAUGUUAUCCUCAUGACCAAUCGUUGGUAACUACGCUCCGACGUGACAUUGUUUGGCUCAGUAGCGCAAGUAGCACUCGUUAUCCAGGGAGUGUCAGGGGAGUGUUUCUGACUGCUCCGAUAAGGUGGCCCUGCCCACUCAACAAACAAUAUCACAGCACAACAGUGUGCUUAACGAUUUGGCUGUACGUUUGUAGUUUCAGUGCUCGAUACGACAUUCAUACUGUACUCUGCUGCCCACUGAGUGAGAAAAUGUGGCUGCAAAUAGCUGGGUUCACUGCCCUGCCACACCUGGGAGGGCUCUACGGUGGUUAUCUCACACGCAAAGAGGUAAAUACCUGGUACCCAACCCUGAAGAAACCAUCAUGGCGCCCACCAAACAAAGCAUUCCCCGUAGUGUGGACGUGUCUGUACACAGGCAUGGGCUAUGGUUCAUACCUGGUGUGGAAGGAGCUUGGAGGUUUCACUGAGGAUGCACUAGUUCCACUCGGGCUUUAUGGGACACAGCUAGCUCUGAAUUGGGCCUGGACUCCCAUUUUCUUUGGUGCACACAAGCUGAAAUGGUCCCUCGUUGAGAUUGUGCUUCUCACAGGGACUGUCGGAGCCACCAUGAUGUCCUGGUAUCCCAUCAGCCGCACCGCUACGAUGCUCUUAGCACCCUAUCUGGGCUGGCUGUGCCUUGCAACCAGCCUCAACUACUGCAUAUGGAGAGACAACCCAGAGGAAAAAGAAGAGUAGGGAUCAUGACUGUGUGUUUUGAAGAACAUACUUACAUUCUGAAUCACGUACACAAUGUUAUUAAAAAAAAAAUAAUAAUACUAAUAAAAAAAAAAAAACAGGUCCGUCUCACUUUUUAACUUUUGACUUUAUUAUCCAGCUGCUUUGUUAUGAUCUUGUUGGCUGGUCACAGACUUACUAAUACUUGCGUAUAUGUUUCCCAAAAUAAAAUGAAGAAAAAUAAAUAAAGACGUCAUUUCUAAAUAGUGGUACCCUCUUUAACAUCUGCUGUACUUUAGAUCUGAGCAGGCAUUAUUUUAUCUGCUUAGAUACUGUAUAACAGCCUGCUUCUAAUACAUUUUUUUGUUCCUUAAAAAAAAAAUCCCUUAAGAAUUUCAGUGCAUUGUCAGAAAUGUCAUUACUAAUAGGAAAAACUGUAAUAUGAUCAGAAUAUGUGAUUACAUUGAAAUUAGUUAAGUCACCCCAUCGUGUGGAGUUUUGGUUGUUCAGUUUAAAACUGAAAGUUUUUGCCUUUUUUUUUUUUUCUUCUUAAAUAAGUGAUGUUCAAAGUGUGAAUUUAUAAUAAAACUGUGUGUAAACUAGUCCAUGAAACAUUUUUGCUUUGCAAGUAAAUAAUUUGAAUUAACGGUCAGGUGCAUUUCUCAAACAGACACAAGCUUAACUGAUUAAAUCCUGCCUGGUAAGCCAACUCACAGCCGUGAUGUAGACCAAAUGUUUUUCAACAUUGUUUCUAUAGACUUGUUUAAAUGUAAAAUUUCUUAUCAUAUGUAACAAUUCAAGUCUUAACAAACAGAAAAACUCCAGGAAAUUGAGUUCUGUAAUCUGUUAAGACUGUAAAAUAACACUGGUGUUACAAACUGAUGACUGUGGGUUAUUUCCACCACACAGCCAGUGAAGGCUUGUAAAAAUAUUUAGUUUGAUUCAACAACAUCCAACCAGCGAAUAUUCACAAAACUUGCAGCAGCUGACCUACAGCAGCAGAAGACCACACUGCUUGCUACUUCUGUCAGCUAAGAACAGAAAACUGAGGCUACAGUUCACAUGUUCACUAAAACUGAACGAGACUGGAAAAAUGUUGCCUCUCUGAUCAAUUUCUGCUGCAACAUUCAGAUGAUGGUCAGAAUUUGGUGUGAAUGGCAUGAAAGCAUGUCUCCAUCCUGCCUUGUAUCAACAGUUCAGGCUGGUCUCAGGAGGAUGAUGUAUCUCAUUGGAAACUCAAAUCAUCUCAAACUUGCUUCUUGGAUAUGGAAGUGAGUUCACUGAACUCAAAUGGCCUCCAUAGUCACCAGAUCUCAGUCUAAUAUGGUAUCUUUGGGAUGUGAUGGAACAGGAGACUCAUUAUAGAUGUGCAGCCAACACAU